Molecule: messenger RNA, 1258 nt
Organism: Spirometra erinaceieuropaei
Lineage: Eukaryota; Metazoa; Platyhelminthes; Cestoda; Diphyllobothriidea; Diphyllobothriidae
Source: the annotation of a GenBank genome assembly
AUGAAGCACACCAACCGUACUCCAGGUGAGCUGCAUACCCAACCCUUACCUAGAUUUCAGCCCAGUCCUCAUCAUGCCUACUACAGUCAUCAGCCUAUUUGCUGGCACACUGUGUGCAUGCAUUGCAUUCCUCUGCGACCUCAGCGCACUUACUUACUCCAGCUGCUGCAGGCGCCCUAUCAGCUAGAAAGGCAACAGUAUUUACUGACAGUAGUCAAGGCACUGACAACGACAGUGCCGUUUCCUGUACAUAUAGCUUGCGCGGCGUUCGACCGAAGCAAUAAUCAACAUACAUGCAGUCUCGGGGCACAUUCAGAACGCUGAUGGUGCUAAUGAUGAAGGAUUUGUUGUUGUAGUUGUUAAUGAUGAUAAUGAUGAUGAUGUUUAUGGUGUUGGUGGUGUUGGUGGUGGUGUUGGUGGUGAUGAUGAUGAUGAUGAUGAUGUUGUUGAUGAUGAUGAUGAUGCAAAUGCUGAUGAUGAUGCUGCUGCUGCUGAUGAUGAUGAUGAUGAUGAUGAUGAUGAUGAUGAUGAUGAUGAUGAUGAUGAUGAUGAUGAUGAUGAUGAUGAUGAUGAUGAUGAUGAUGAUGAUGAUGAUGAUGAUGAUGAUGAUGAUGAUGAUGAUGAUGAUGAUGAUGAUGAUGACUAUGAUAUUUGUCAAAUGUUCUGUAAGCGUGUGCUAUAUCAGUAUCAGCAAAUCAUGAAACUCGCAGUAUGGUAUUGUUUGGGCGUUUCCUGACACCUGGUUCCCUGCUUGUAGUUGCGCUUUCGCUUCCGCUAUGUACACAGGUGGUGCACAUUGCUGCCUACACAUCCUCGUCGCUCUCGCCCCUCUUGGGUUGUGCCUGUUGUUGUUAUUGUUAUUGUCUUUGUUGUUCUAGCUGGCGAAAUAUCCUGGUUAAUUUCUGUGUAGUCCUGCGCGUGUUGUGGCACGUCUAGGUGCGGUUCCGGCCGUGCGAGUAACCUGUGCCCUACUCCCACCGCCGGUCUUAUUGACACCGUCUCCAGGAGGGGGGUGAUCUUAAAAGACAGUGCGGUAGAUGCUGUGCAAGUCCUAUACGCCUACAAACUAACUCACACACAAGUCAUCGUCCCUGCUCCGGCUUGCUGUGAUGCACACGGUGGACAUCGUCCACACCGAUGGUCGAAAUGUCAGUGCUGAUGUUGAUGCCUAUGUCAUUAGGAGAAGCAGGAGCAGGAGCAGGGUCACGAGGAGGUGGAGGAGGAAGAGGAGUAUGAGGAGGAGGAGGAGGAUGAGUAG